Messenger RNA from Nakaseomyces glabratus, 2490 nucleotides. RefSeq names its product Spc98p (gene SPC98). Gene Ontology annotation, cellular component: gamma-tubulin complex; spindle pole; centrosome. Gene Ontology annotation, biological process: meiotic cell cycle; microtubule nucleation; mitotic cell cycle. Gene Ontology annotation, molecular function: gamma-tubulin binding; microtubule minus-end binding. The record is from RefSeq and is a predicted model, not a curated record. Lineage: Eukaryota; Fungi; Ascomycota; Saccharomycetes; Saccharomycetales; Saccharomycetaceae.
AUGGAAUUGGGAAAUAGCUUGUCUCUGCUACUGGAGACAUAUUUACCUCCAGAGUUUCCUGACACUGUCAUACAGCUAUUUGCAAAAGAUGUUUUGUUUUUACUAUCAUCACCCUAUAAGAAUAAACAACAGCUGAGUAAAUUAAUUGAAAACUUUCAAUCAAAAAUACCAGUAACCCUUCGGCAUAGAAAUACAUUGCCAAAACUAUUAUCAUCUUUGGAACCAUUAUUUUCCAUGUCAAAUGAACAAGAGAUGCUCAAUUAUGUAAAUGAGUUACAAAUGGAAUACUCAGAUAAUCCUAAUGAUCAAUUUAUAUUAAACAGGCUCAACAUCAGUCCAUAUGAUGGAAACCUGAAUAUGGGCAGGCCUGGAAGUCAAUAUUCCGAAUCCUUUGAAAACCUUGAUCGCUAUUCCGAAAGGUCAAUGCUAUCUUCUCAAGCUUACAAUAAUAUAGGAAAAUCUCCUAACAGAUUACCAUUAAGAUCUUUAUUAGAACCUUACAUGAAAAACAUGAUAGAUGAGCAGGAAAUCAUGAAAUCAAUACCAUUUGUUCUGCUAGGUACUACAUCUGAACUAUUUGAUAUUGAAUAUGACAAAAUAAUCAUACCGUCUAACAUCCCGAAUUCUGAAAGUGGUAUUCUUCAUUUGAUUUUUGAAGCUGGACUUUUGUACAAAGAGCUAGGGAAUUUGUGCGAUAAAUAUAGACGAAUGCCAAUAUCUCCAAUGAAGAAAGCAUUCAUAAUAGCAGUGGGAUCGGAACUGAAUACAUACAACGGUUUAAUAAAUCAACUUGCAUCAAAUGAUAAAAUAAGUACGAACAAUGGUGUCUAUGUUUCCAUUUAUGAUAGCAUUAAUAAGCUAAGAGUCUUCUAUUCUAUCAUGCUAAAAUUUGAGGGUUUGACUGGAGAUCAACUGCUAUCUUUGUUAGAACAACUGCGACACCAUGGUGACUUAACAAUAGAAAACAUAGCAGACAAACUGUUUAGCACAUUGCUAACUUUGUACUACGACUAUUUGUCUCAGUGGCUUACAUUAGGAUCGAUAGACAAUACUAAUAAUGAACUCUUUAUCGAAGUAGAGCAAGAAAAUACAGAUGGUGAAGUAAUCUUUAAAUUGAAUACAGAUAAGAUUCCUUCAUUUCUAACAUACAUGCAAGCGAGACAGAUAUUCGUAAUUGGUAAAUCUUACAUUUUUGUCCAAAAAUACUGUAAGGAACUUGAAUACUCCAAUGAAUUUUCGAACAGAUACAAACAAAUAUACGACGGUCUUAGAAAGAACGGCAUAUCCAUCGAAUUUAUUGAAGCAGUUAAUACACAGUUUAAAGAAAUUGUUAGUUACAUUGAUACCAUUAUAUGCACAAAGUUUCAUUAUCAUGAUGUUUUGAAGACGCUAAGAAAUAUUCUUUUAAUGGGUAGAGGAGAUCUGAUCAAUACAUUAAUAACAAAAUUAAGUUCAGCACUAACCUCCUCAUCAGAUCUACUUUCUGACUAUUCUUUGACAAGGAUUCUUCAAGAAUCAGUACAACAAUCGUCUUUAAGAAGCUUAAUUAAUCGUGGUGACAACAACUAUAUUAUAAACAAGUUAGAUGCACGUCUCCUCGAUCUGGGCCACGGCGCCAUAGGUUGGGAUGUUUUUACCUUAGACUUCAUUGUCGAUAGGCCAUUGUCAUUUGUACUGAAUGUUAAUCGUACCAAUGGCAGAAAGGAAUACUUAAGAAUAUUUAACUUUUUAUGGAAGUUGAAAAAGAAUCAAUUCUAUUUCGAAAAGGAGUCUAAGCGGACAAAAGAAAUUUUGCGAACAUUUAGAAAGUUUCCUGAAUUCAGUCCUGUAAUGGGAGAUAUCACGAAACACAUAUCAAAAUGCUCAAUUCUUCUGACGCAGUUGCAAAUAUUUCACACAAAAUUAGACAAUUACUACCUUCAAUAUGUCAUUAAUGAAAGAUAUCUGGAUUUAGAAAAUGAAUUAAGUGUGAUAUUUGACAAAGAAAAAACUGACAAUAUCAAGGUGAAGAUCAAUAAACAUGGUGAGAAAAGGGUAAAUGGAGUAUUGAAGCCGGAUAUUAAUAUUCUUAACGAAGGAAGAAAGCACCUAGGUAAUCAAAAUCUUCGGGACAUUGAGCAGUUAGAUAACACUCAUAAUCAAUUCCUUGGAAGGAUUUUGGCACACAAAUUAUUAUCGACAAAUUCCGGAAACAAUCUUGGAGAACGCUCUAACAAACCAUACCCAGCAACUGUGAUUGUAAUAUUGAACAGCAUUGCUGAGUUUCUUGUAAAGUACAACGAAUUAAAUGAAAUUUCAUACAAGAUCUAUAUGCAAUUAAGUUUGGAGCAUCAUCCAGAAAUAUCUGUACAUCUUCAAAGCCUAGUCCACACAAUCAAAUUGUUGUCCAAACAGUACAGUCAUUGUAAGGAGCAGAUUUCUACACUUUGUGAUGACUUAAGGGCGGAUGGAGACGAGGAACUAAUGAGAUUGAGUAGGCAUUUACGUUGA